UCGACUUCGAGAACUUCUAUUGUCGCUAACGAGCUGCCAGAAAUAGUAAGUACACUUCUAUUACAAUGGAAACUUUGUACAAACUUGCACGAAUUGCUGUUUGUCGAAGACUGCAAAAUGCGUUGGAUGUGUUUCAAUUGGAUUUACCACAAACUAUACGGGAAGAUAUUUUGUUAGAAUUUCGUGUUUCAAAAUUUAAUUUCAUGUUAAAUUCGUAUAGGUUGCCAGAAUUUUAUAUAUUUAAUAAAAGUGAGAAUGUUCUGAUGAUUUGUGAAAUUGUAAAUGAUGCAUUAGAAGCUUGUGCAAAAAUAAGAGCGGGAAUUCCAGUUCCAUGGGAAACACUUGGUUUAAUCACAAUGUCCUCUUUUGACAUUAGUACAUUCUGGCAAAGUAGAUUCAAAAUUAAAGUAUUUUUUUACGUUACUUACAAGCAUUUUGUAUAUACUAUUUGUGAGAACUGUUUAUAUAAAUUAUCCGAUUCAUGGCAAAACGCACUACUGCAACCACUUCUUAUUGGAAUGAAAAUUAAUAUGGUAACGAAGACACCAUCAUUUUCAUAUGGGGUAACUGGUCCGCCACAUAUUAAGCAAUAUAGUCAUUGGUGCAUGUUUUGUGCAGAUACUCCAUUGUUCAGAAGUGUACGUUGUGGUGCCUCGUUAAGCAGUGUAUCGGAUUCAGAGGAAGACGACGCUGAUGUAACUGAUUUGUUGUUUGUUGACUGGAGUCAUACAAGAAAUUGGCAUUCAUUUGUUGGAAAAUACGGCUUGAAAUUGAAGACAGCUGUUGAACAACGUAUUGGAAAAAUUUUGUACCCGAAACAACCAAAUGCCGAAAAAACAGAAUUAUGAUAUUCCACCGUGGGAACGGUCUAAUUGGGAGUUCAUGCAUGAAGGCCAGAAACGCUAUGCCUACGAACAAUGGCUAAUUUCUCGUGUUCGCCGUGGUUUGCCUAUAGAUCACGACCGCCCAUCAGCAUCUGGUUCAUCCACUGGAACAAGUUCUGUAAACGAAGAUCACGUCGAUCACGAGGUAUCAGACAGCGAAGAAGACGAAGACGAACAAGGACCAGAAGAAACACAACAACAUUCUGAACCACAACGUUUAGUACCAUAUUCUGAUAGUGACGAAGGUAUGAGUUCGCCAAUGCAGGUAGAUUCAGGUAAACGUCAGGCUGCGGCAGCUCAAUCUGGUGGAUCUAAGAAAGCAAAAAAAAAAAAAAAAAAACGUUACCAGGCACUGGAGUACCAUCUGGUAACGUGCUCGGUGAUUCUCCUAAUACUCGAUCCGUUACCUGCUCCUUCUAUAUUAGAUACUGGUAAUAUUACAAGAUAUCGAAAAGUACAUAGAUUUUUCACAUAUGGUUUAGCAUAUAAAGUGAUUGAACAUGAAAAUGUAGUAUGCAUGGUUACUCCUUUGGCAGAAAUUCCUGUUGAUAGGCCAUUUUUGUAUAUGACACCUUCUGAAUUCGAUUUAUUACCUGAUGGUAGUAGAAUUGUUCAUUGUUCUGUAAAAGUAAUUGCACGAAAUCCUAGAAUUGCUUUUCCGACUAAUUUAAGUGAUACCGAACUUGCAACAUUAAAUCAAAAUAAGAAUAUGAUUACAAGUGUGGGGAUUAAUUUGAAAAUAUCGGGUAUUAAUGUAAAGCCUACAGCAUUUACUGCAAAUGCACCUAUGGAAACAACUGCCAUAGAUCAUAAACGAAAGUUUGAUUCCAUUUGGAAGUCAUGGUAUGGUUAUAGAAAUGAUGAAGCAGACUUUCUUACUAAAGUGCCUGCACAUCAAUUUGGACAACCCAUUAAUUUGAAAUAUUAUUAUGCGUGUGUUUCUAGCUCAAAAGAUAAGGGUUUACAUAAUUGGGGUUGGAAAUGUGUACAGUCUUGUGUUUCUGAAGUAGAUGCAGAUGCACGAACAGGAAGUGUUAUUGUUGACUAUACUUAUAAACCAACAUUAGGUUUUCUCAAAAUUCCAGAAGUAGCCAAUGUUGAUAUUUUUCCUAUUACCAGUACUGCUCAAAAUGUAGUUCAAAGGUAUAAUAUUAAUGCUGAUAAGCACUGUAAUCCUUUUAUGUCAUGUGAUAGUUUUUCUAAAACCCCUUUUGAACCAGCAAGAAUGGAAGAACAAUUAGUGGGAGCUGUUACUCCAGUCACAAAUGCAGAAGCAUCUGGAUAUAAUAAUUUAAUAGACAAAGCUGAUAUUGCUUCUGCAGGGUAUAAUAUUAGAUUUCAUGAUACAAAUGUUCAACCGAGCCUUCAUGUAGGCAUUAAUCCUACAUAUGCUUUAAGCACAAGCAGUUUAAAUAGUGAUGUUACAAAAUAUACUGAUACUCAAAUGUUGUUUGAAGUUGUUGCAGAAUGUUCAGUGUAUUCAGAUGGUCUAGAGACACAUUACCCUAGAGCAACUGUACCAAAUGUCCAAGUAUCAGAUAUGAUUUAUAUGUCUAAUGUAAAAAGGAAUGAGGAAUCAUCUGUUUAUAAGGGGCAAUAUGAAACUGAACAAUUGUAAUUGAAAUGUAACAAUUGUAAUUUAUUUUUAUUUGUUGUAAUA
This is a messenger RNA of Schistocerca nitens (vagrant locust), 2544 nucleotides long. RefSeq lists its product as uncharacterized. The record is from RefSeq and is a predicted model, not a curated record. Bases 826 to 2502 code for a protein of 558 amino acids. Lineage: Eukaryota; Metazoa; Arthropoda; Insecta; Orthoptera; Acrididae. Gene Ontology annotation, molecular function: structural molecule activity. The transcript is spliced from 2 exons.